Molecule: messenger RNA, 792 nt
Organism: Dermacentor silvarum
Lineage: Eukaryota; Metazoa; Arthropoda; Arachnida; Ixodida; Ixodidae
Exons: 2
Coding region: 1-792 (263 amino acids)
Source: RefSeq, a predicted model, not a curated record
AUGGCGCGACUGGGGAAGCUAGACGAGUACGACGAGAAGGAGCAGAAUUUUGAAUCCUAUUUAGAACGCUUUGAGUAUUUCGUCACUGCAAACGAUAUCAAAGAGGAAAAGAAGCUGGCAGUAUUCUUCAGCGUGAUAGGACCACGAACGUACCAGGUGCUCAAAAUUUUGGUAGUACCCGCCGUUCCUGGGGACAAAUCCUUUGAAGAGGUGACAGUGCUGUUGAAGAAGCACUAUAGACCAAGCUGUUCGGUCCUCGCCGAACGUUUCAAAUAUAACAGGCGAGCACAAGAGGAACAAGAAAGCAUCGAAGACUUCAUAGUGUCCUUAAAUCAUUUAACAAGGAAGUGCGAUUUCGGUCUGUUCCUGCAAGGCGCACUGCGAGACAGAUUAGUAGCAGGCAUAAGACGCGAAGAAACCCAACUCGCCUUGUUUGCUGAAGACAGUUUAACCUUUGAAAAGGCGUGCAAGAUAGCCUUGGACCGGGAGCAGGCUGCGCGACAAAUAGCGUUACUGCAUGUAGAAGGCAAGGAAGCGACGCUGCAUGCCAUGGCGAUAAGAGGACCGGGAACUGAAAAGACAUGGAAACAUCGGAAAUUCAAGGACGUCAAGCGAGCCUGCGAAAGAUGUGCCGCGUAUCAGCAGAUUCCGCUCACUACCGAGUCCCGACCACUGCUAAAUAUCAGUACGCACAUGGAACUUUUCGAGUUCCGGCGUUUACCGUUUGGUGUAGCCAGCGCGCCAGCCAUUUUCCAGUCAUUCAUGGAUGAGGCGGUCAAGGGCAUACCAUAG